This is a messenger RNA of Artibeus jamaicensis (Jamaican fruit-eating bat), 2314 nucleotides long. It is a transcript of the gene DESI2, whose product is annotated as desumoylating isopeptidase 2. Lineage: Eukaryota; Metazoa; Chordata; Mammalia; Chiroptera; Phyllostomidae. The transcript is spliced from 5 exons. Gene Ontology annotation, molecular function: deubiquitinase activity. Gene Ontology annotation, biological process: protein deubiquitination. Bases 231 to 815 code for a protein of 194 amino acids. The record is from RefSeq and is a predicted model, not a curated record.
GUGCCUGAGCCCGAGCGGGCCCGCCAGCGGUCGGCCCCGUCGGCGCGGAGGGUCCUGUCGGCGGCGCCCCGGGGCGACCCGGCUUCCCCAUGGUCCUGCGCCGGCUGCCGCGGGCCGGGCUGUGCGCGUAGUGCCCGGCUCUGGCCCCCUGAAGCGCCCGCGGGGGCGGGAGCGGCCUCGGCCCCGCGGAGACGGAGCGGCUGGAGGACGAGGCGGCGGCCGCGGGGAGGAUGGGGGCUAACCAGUUAGUGGUGCUCAACGUGUACGACAUGUACUGGAUGAACGAGUACACCUCGCCCAUUGGAAUUGGAGUUUUCCAUUCAGGAAUUGAAGUGUACGGCAGAGAAUUUGCUUAUGGUGGCCAUCCUUACCCCUUUUCUGGAAUAUUUGAAAUUUCCCCAGGAAAUGCUUCUGAACUAGGAGAAACAUUUAAAUUUAAAGAAGCUGUUGUUUUAGGGAGCACCGACUUCCUAGAAGACGAUAUAGAAAAAAUUGUAGAAGAACUGGGGAAAGAAUACAAAGGCAAUGCCUAUCAUUUAAUGCACAAAAACUGCAACCACUUUUCUUCAGCUUUAUCAGAGAUUCUCUGUGGGAAGGAGAUUCCUCGCUGGAUCAAUCGGCUUGCCUACUUCAGCUCCUGUAUCCCCUUCCUGCAGAGCUGCCUCCCGAAGGAGUGGCUCACUCCCGCGGCGCUGCAGUCCAGUGUGAGCCAGGAGCUGCAGGAGGAGCUGGAGGAGGCGGAGGACGCCGUGGCCUCGGCGGCCGUGGCCAGCGCCGCAGCAGGCCCCAGGCCCGGGCGCCACACCAAACUCUGACUGCCUUCAAAGUCGCAUAUUCGGAACUGUUUCUGGCCGUUGAAUAUCACUAGUGGAAAGUAAAAGAGUAAGCGUCCUCUGGAUGUUUUGUACGUGAGGAUGGCUGUCCCCUCAAAUCCCAGUUUUUCAGCUCAGGAUUAUAUUUGUAAUCAGAUCACUCGGCGCAGGAGGGAGGACUUUGUACGAAGCUGCCCUCUGGUUUUUUUAACCCACUUGUACAUUUGGAUUUACUCCUUCUGUUUUAUACAAGCUCUGCUACGUUACGUUUACAGUAUUUUGUAUCGCUGUUUACAAAUCUCGCAUGGACUCCUGCCGCCGUGAACGAAGAGAAUCUUCAUGUCUUCGGACAUUAGGCAGGUAAUCUUUGUACACUUCUGACAGUUGCCAGAGUUACGGCAUAAAUAAUAGGCACACAAAAAAGUACUUAGGUGGUGGUUGUUCAUCCUCACCUGCUUGAGAAUUGUCCUUUAGUUUGUGUUUGUUUUUGUUACGGUUUUGGUAUCUGGAUGCAGAGAGGCGAGGAGCACACUCCCGGCGGAGGGCCCGGGACCUCGUCUGCUGACCGGUGGCCACACUCGGCCCGGUCCCUCUUAGCACCCCACUCCCUCCCACUCCGCGCAGCACAUCCCGAGGUCCCCGCCCGACGGCUGCCGCUGUUCCCAACACCGUCCACGUCGGCGGGGGGGCCGUGUACGUUCUUGUGUCCGUCUGGCUUGGAUGCCUCUGAUUCUGUAAGGAAGAUGUUUUUUGUUGAAGAUAUUCUUGCUAGUAACUGACGAGGGGUUUUGCACAUGUGUUGGGGGGGGGGCUUCGUUUUUAUCUCAAUACAUACCAACACGAUCCCUGCACAGGAUUUGGUUGAUGGGCAGGAACAUUCUAGAUGGCAGCCUUCUGAGUAGCGGGCUGAGUUGAUACUCACCUGCUUCUGACUAUUCAGGCUGCCUUUCACACUAGACCUUGGGAACUAGUCUAAAGUAACACACUCCCAAAAGGCAAUUGUUUGAUAUUUUAAACACUUUACGUACCACACCAGAAAUAGCACAUGGAGUCUGUUAGUCUGUUACGAGAGUGGUUUUGCCUCGUAAUAGAAAGGCUAGUCUCAUUGACCUCUUGUGUAAAAAUCACGUUUCUGUCCUAAAAUUCAUCCUUUUCUGUUCUCACAUGUAUGUCUCUUACAUAAGAUAACUCUAAGAGUGGAAUCGUCACCACAGAUAAGUCCUCAUUAGCGAGGAAUCUUGUCUGCUCGAGUCCGUUCCCAGUUUGACCGUUGGAUGUGAGAGUCAAGUCAUUCCAUGUCCAGUUCACUUUUUCUGCCUUAAGAAUGAAUGUCCCACAUCAAAUACUGGAUGCAGUGUAUAAAUUAUCAAGGCAGUGACUUCAGCUUUUAUAUAUAUUGUUAGUUUUAAAUCAUCUUUUAUUUAAACUUCUAGGUUGGAUUGUUAGUGCUAUUUCUCUUUGUAAAGAUACAUAACUUUUAGUAAACUACAUUUUUAACUUUU